GGUGCGUCGUAUUUUCACUUUGAGCAGAGGGGAGCGAGUAUCGGUCACUUGAUGCAAGCUAAGCUUCUCGGGAAAUAUUGGGUGUGUAUUUUCACUUUGAGCUUGGCGGUGACAGAGGGGAGAUUGCAAGAUUAGGCCAUAAUGAGUCCUAAAGUGCUAGUGUGCAUGGAGGUGAUGUGAUGUCUAAAGACAAACAAAAAUAAUUAACUUCUUCUGAUUCAAACAAAAAUGGCUGACCGUGGUUUUGGCAUUCGGACGCCGUCUUUAAUUGAGCAGCUGAAAGCAGUGUUAGACCAAUAUCCAGAUGAUGGGCAGAUUCUGAAGGAAUUAAUCCAGAAUGCUGAGGAUGCUGGAGCAAAAUCUGUAAAAUUUGUGAAUGACAGACGCCAGUUUUCUGCAAAGUCUCUGUAUCAACCAGAUUUGAAGAUAUUUCAGGGUCCAGCUCUGUAUGCCUACAAUGAUGCUGUUUUUUGUGAUAAAGACUGGGACAGAAUAGGAGCCAUCCACAAUAGUAGCAAGAGAGAUGAUCCACUGAAAGUUGGAAAAUUUGGGUUGGGGUUCAAGUCUGUCUUUCACAUGACAGAUUUACCAAGCGUGAUAAGUGGAGACAAGAUAGGAUUCCUAGAUCCACAUGAAAAAUUCUUUGGUCGUGGAACAACAGGGAAGCAAUGGCACCUUAAAAAUGAUAAGGAGGAAAUCUCUGCCCUGCAUGAUCAGUUUGAACCAUUUGAGGGGAUUUUUUGUGGCCGUGACAAAACAUUCAAUGGUGGAGAUUAUAAGGGAACACUAUUUCGCUUUCCACUCAGAACAGGUUCACAAGAUCCCUCUCAAUUCUGUUCACAAUUGUCAGAGCAGACAUAUGCAUCAGAAAAAAUUGACAGUUUGUUCAAAUCUUUCAUGACAUGUGCAUAUAUGAACCUUCUGUUUUUGUCUUCGCUGGAAAGCAUUGAAUUGUAUGAAAGAACAGAAGAAAGUGAUAAACCAGAGUUAAUCUUCCAUUUGGCAUUAGAUAAAGAGUGCAUCAAAGGUGUGAGAUCAAAGCGUAGAGAGUUUUUGUCAGAAAUAGCAAAGGUGCGACAAACCAAUGAGUGGCCAGAAAAACCAAUUCAGUUUACAUAUGAGCUCCAAUUCACAGAGACAACAUAUAUCCACCAAACAGCAGCCACCUCACCUACCCCCUCAAAGAAUGCCAGAUUGUCUGUUGACAAAACUUCCAAGACAACCAAAUGGAUGCUAACAAAUCACUUUUCAGGAGGCCAAGUGAGUUCACAGUUUAAAAAACUGGCAAAUGAUUCAAGUCUGGGUUAUCUUCCGUGGGUGGCUGUCGCGAUGUGCUGUGGCAAAAAGGAUGAACCACUUCAACAGGUCAAACAGAAGCCCCAACAACCGAAGGGUCACUUCUUCUGUUUCCUACCACUCCCACUGGAAGAAAAAAGUGUGACUGGUCUUCCAGUUCACAUGAGCGGUUUCUUUGCACUCAGCCAAAAUCGCAGACACCUGAAAUGGCCCACCACUGACCAAGAUAGAUCUGCCUUGACUGAUAAAGCUCUUCUGUGGAACAUCUGUCUGGUGGAAGAAGCAGUUUCAGUGGCAUAUGCUGAACUCCUAAAUUGUGCCAUUCUCGCAGGCUUUUCACCAACGUGCAUUUAUAAUGCAAUGCCAGACUGCAGUGCAACUGAUCCCAAAUUUGAAGAAAUGGUCACACGUAUGUACAGAAUGACUCUAUUGAGGCAAUCAUUUUAUAGCCCAACAGAUGACACAUGGUACAAUGCUAGUGAAGUCUUGUUCAAUGAUAUAAGCUCUAACAUUGACAAUGUUGAAGAUCUUGUGAAUGUUCUAAUUCUCAGCGGCGAAAAGAUUUGCACCAUCCCAUCACAUGUAAAAGCUGCAUUACAAAAGCACAAUAUAAAAAUUGCAAAGAUUCAGCCAGGACAUGUACGCACUGCUCUAAAGAAACCAAAUGUGUCAACCUGGGAAGACAGCCUCUCAUUUGACAAAAAGAUGUCCAUCCUAAAGUACAUCCUCUCUGAUUCAGCCUAUGGUGAUAUAAUUGGGAUCAAAUUUUUACUCCGAAGUGACCAGGUUUUUGUUAGGUUCCAGUCCAGUGCAAGUGACGCACCAGAAAUGUAUGUUCCAACCAAGGAUCAUCCAAAAGACCUUCUCCCUGGGUUGACCGACAACUUAUUGGAGACUGAGAGAGUCCCAUCUGAGGUUGCCACACACCUGGAAAAGAUUGCAACUUCAGGAUUAACCCAGUUGAGAAUUCUAGACAAGACUUCAAUGUCGGAAUUGAUCAGAAGACUUUUCAACCCCUGCACAGACAACACCAAGCCUUGGGAUCCGAAGUCCACCAACCAUCCUACUCACAGCUGGCUUAAGAUGGUGUGGGGGUACCUGACCCUGCAGUUCCCUGACAAUCUCUCCAGAUUUGAAGGCUUACACAUUCUGCUUGAUUUGGCUUCUUGUAGAAUUGUGAAGCUGAGUUCUGCUUUGCCUGCUUUGAUAAAAGGGGGCAGACUUGAUGAUGGUUUAGCUAACAGACUUAAAGCUUUGGGGGUAAUUGUAUUUAAGAAUCUCCCCAAAUUUAUUGAAGAUCACCAUGCUGUUGUGCCAAAAUACAUAAGUCCUCCAACACCUGAAGGUGUUCUGCAGGCUCUUUCAAAUGUGCAGACCCAAACCAAUUUAGAAAUGAUGAAAGAAUGGACAUUGGCAGAGAAGGAUGAGCUCAGAAAAUUUCUCUCUGAAGCCUCUGCACAUGACAUAAAGUCACACAAGGAAUUGCUUAUGAGACUUCCAAUCUUUAGGUCUGUUGGUGGAAUAGAAUUUUCCACAGUUUCUCUCCAUGAGGCAAAGGAUGCCUUACAUCGAAGUCCAAGCUUUUCAUUACGUUGUAAGUUUAUUGAUGCGUCAGGAACAGACUCUGAAAUGCUUAUACAGCAAUUAGGAAUGACAAUAUUGGACACAAAUGACUUGCUAAAAGAGAUUGUGUUAGCAGAUAUUGAGUGGUACAAGGAAAGGGGAGAGAUUGAUCUUUUGAUGAAGCAGGUACUGACCAUCAACAUGAAUGAAGAUGAAUAUAUAUACCAAAUGGUGAGAGACAUUCCAUUUGUUCCAACUGAAUCAGGAAAAAGAUUUAAAGCAAGCCAAUUGUUUGAUCACCAUGAUUCAGUUGUAUAUGAUCUCUUUCAUGGGGUAUGUGACGUCUUUCCAACUGGACAUUAUAAGGAUGAACCCCAAUUACAUGCAGCUCUGAAGAGGUUAGGAUUGAAGACAGAAAGAGAAAAAAUAGCUGCAGAAGACAUUUACAAGGCAGCUCAGUACAUUCACAGCUCAUACACAGUGGGAUCUGCCACGCAAAAACUUUUGAUAGGUAAAUCAGAAGCAAUUAUGACCAUUUUAAGAUCCAGACCAACAAUAUUAAAGAAUAAGCUAGAAAAUGGAAACACGCUCUCAGGCAGUUUGAAAAGCACCAGGUUUAUCAAGGUCAAGCCAAGGCCAGAGAAUUAUCCCAAUUCUUUGCCGUGGGGUCCAUUGGAUUGCAGCUUUUUAAGUCCAAGUGAGUUGUGCAGCAGCAUCUAUGAAAAUGUGAUAGGUUCUGUGGGGCAUGUCUCCGAUGAGGUUGUGAAUGAAGAGAUUGCCAAUGAAUUUGGAUGGAAUGAAAGGCCCACCAUGCCAAAAGUCAUUGCCCAGUUAGAACAGGUAGUAAGCCAUUAUACCAGCAGAGAAAAGGGAGUCUUUCUGCCAAUGAUUUUAGAUAUCUAUGGGGAAUUGUUUCAUUCAGUUAGGGGGGAUGUUCCCUACGAAGGCCUGAAAUCCACCUCACAGAAAUGGAUCUGGAAUGGGGAUGGGUUUUCCUCAUCAAAAGAUGUUGUCCCUUUUAUUCCUUCAGAACUACAGGGGAUUCAGCUGCACCCUCAUUUAUUUGUCCUUCCAAGGGAAGUAGAGCAAUUCAGCAAACAGUUUUGCCAGUAUGGUGUGGAACCAAAAGAUAAACUUGAAAUCAUUCUGCAGGUGCAAACCAAUAUCCAAAUCAAAUACCAACAAGAAAGGGUCCAGUCCCAGAUGACCACCAGCAAUGCUGUAGAUCUUGAUGCACAGAGAGAUCUUCAGACCAUUAUUGAUCUGUUGCACAUUGUUGAGUCAAUGGACAAGGUGACAGUAACCCGCCUGCAAGAUGUGCUGUUAGUGCCUAUUCAUAGUGAUGACAAAUCCACCCUCAUCCUUAAGUCGGUCUCCCAGUGCACUUACUGUGAUAUGGACUGGCUGCAGCAAGGGUAUGAUGUGACUGAUUUUAGUGAUGAAGAAACAGAAUCUAUCUUCUUUGUCCAUGAGCAUGUCCCAAUGCAAACUAGUGAAAAGUUAGGUGUACCAACCCUUAUGAGUCGUAUUUUAGAUGCAGAAGGGUUGGACAUGAACUAUGGCCAAUCCGAGCCACUGACCCGUCGCCUUCACAACCUGCUUAAAGAAGGUUACACAGAUGGUUUAUCUGUUCCUAAGGAACUUAUACAAAAUGCUGAUGAUGCAGGAGCCCAAGAAGUGAAGUUUCUGUAUGACCAGAGAGAAAAUGAAGAUGCCCAGACAUGCUUGAUAGAUGAUGGAAUGCGAAGUUGCCAAGGACCUGCUCUCUGGGCCUAUAAUGAUGCUGUGUUCACAGAAGAAGAUUUCAAAAACCUUGCUCAGCUGGGGGGUGCAACCAAAGAAAAGAUGAGUGACAAAAUUGGCAAAUUUGGACUUGGGUUCAAUGCAGUCUACAAUCUAACUGAUGUCCCAAGUUUCAUUAGCAAUGACAGUAUAGCCAUCCUUGAUCCUCAUAUGAAACACUUGGGAAGAGCAGCAAGAUCGAAACCAGGAAUAAAGAUUAAUUUAAAAAACGGAAAAAAGCUUCAGAAAUUGAAGAACCAAUUCAAGCCUUUUAAUGGGCUUUUUGGCUGCAAUCUUGAUUCCACUGCCAAAUCUUGCAUGGUUAGCUACAAUGCAACAUUGUUUAGAUUUCCCCUACGGACAAAGGAACAAUCCUAUAAAAGUGAGAUCAGCGAUGUGCAUUAUGAUGAAAAACAAGUGCAAGUGCUUCUUCAGAAGUUGGUCAAUUCUUGUUCAGAAGUUCUACUUUUUACUCAAAAUGUGAAGAAAAUAUCAAUUUAUCACCUCCCCAAGGAUGGAACCCCAUCAAUGAUGCAGUGUAUCUAUGAAACAACAAAGAACAUCUCAAAAGUGAUAAGAUGUUUGCAUUUACCAGAGCUUCAGCCAACACAAAUUUUAAGAGCUUCAACCCAAGCCCUCCAAUCAGCUGAAUCAGCCCCAAUACCUGAAGACACACAAAAUCCAACAGUGUCCCUUGUCCUUGAAAUUUCCUCCAAAACGGAUGCAGGUAGUGUGAGUAUUAUUAAAACUGAUGAAAGAAAUGAUUUCUGGCUGGUUACUUCAUGCAUGGGGAAACUCACAUCACAGAUGUUGACCAUGUGCGAGGGUUCCGGUCUUGUACCUACAGGUGGAGUGGCGGUGCGUUUGGAGGAGUGCAGUGUUGAAGGCAGCAUAAGCUAUGCACCAGUGUGUACUCAGAAGGGAACAUUCUUUUGUUAUCUUCCUCUUCCAAUUUCCAGUGGAUUCUCAUUCCAUGUCAAUGGAAGCUUCUCUGUAGAGUCCAGCCGCAAACAUCUAACUGAGAAAACCACUGAUGAUAAAGUUUCAAAAGGAGCAGAAUGGAACCAAGUCAUCUUGAAGGAUGUCAUUCCCAAAGCACUUCUAUUUUGUCUUGAGGACUUGAAAGAGUUAACACAUGGCACGUCUUACAGCUUUAGCGAAUUGUGGCCAACCUGUGGGAGCACAUACGAACCAGUAUGUGAACCUCUUAUGCAGCAGUUUUAUGCCUCCUUAUUUUUCACAGAGGAACAGCAGGCGCCCGCUUUAUUUUCAAAUGGGGAAAUGUGGAAAAAUGUCCACAAUGUUGGUAUCCUCUCAGAAGAUGUCAAGGGAUCAGAUGUAGUGAGCCAUGCUGAAAGAAUAUUAGAAGAUUAUCUCCAGGAGAAGGGAAAAAUAUAUGUAAAAGUUCCCAGUGAGACCAUGAAAACCAUGUUGUCAUUUGCCCCUGGAGAGAUUCAAAGAAAAAUCAUGUUUGACCUUCACAGAUUAUACAAAGAAGCAGUUUUCCCAAACAUUAACACUCUUGAUGACGAUGUCAGAGAUGCAUUGAUACUUAAUGCAAUUGACCAGGAAGAUGAAUAUCUCGAUAAACUGUUGCAGGAACAUUCCUGCAUUCCUUCCACACCACAUGGGCAGUUGAAGCGACCCUGUGAUCUCAUGCACCCAGAUAGCAGAGCUGCCUCAUUGUAUCAUGAGGAAGAUGGGAUAUUCAUCAAAGGAACUGAAAGGUCAUACCUGAACCCACGACGCCUUCUGGUAUUGGAAAAACUUGGCAUUUUUAAAGACAUCAGCUGUGAGCAGAUUUUGGAGAGAGCCAAAAGUGUUGCUGGGCUCCAUCAAACAGAUAAUGUGAGAGGAGUAGAGAGAGUGAAGGAGAUAUUGCAGUACCUAGACAGGAGGCUGAGUGGAAAAGAAGAUAGUAAAUUGAAUAUUGAACUCAGUGGUCUAUUAUGUAAAGUACCAUUCCUUCCAGUUAAGCCAAAACCAGAAGGUUACCCACUUCCUUGGAAAGGCAAUCACAACAAUCUUGCUGCACCAGAAGAAUGCUUUUCAAUAGAUGUGGAAUCUUUGGUAUCUUCUACUGCUGCUGUUAUCAACAGGGAGGAAUUGGAAAUGAUGAGAAGUGUGGAGAAGUUUCUCAAAAUACAAUCUCAGACAGAUGUCAAACUUGAACAGGUAUGGCACCAGUUUGAUGAGACAAUUGCAGCUGCCCCAAAGUGUGGAGAGUUUGAAAACAAGCUGAAAGGUCUAAUAAAGGACAUUUAUCAGUAUCUGAAUGAUUUACUGCAAAAGGAACCUGCUCAGCAGCCCACUAUCAGUAAUGCACUGCAAGAGAGAAGUGGGGUGUACAUUCCGCAGUCACAAGAGUUUGUUUCAGGUAGUAAAGUAAUUUUCCAUUCCAAUCCCAGAUUUGAACCACUUCUUUUUGAGCUCCCUUAUGAUUGGAGAAACUUCUAUGAUGUCAUGAAAGCUGCUGGUGUCCGAGAAGACUUUGAUAUUGCAGAUUAUAUAAAAGCCCUACGGGCACCACAUCAAACAUACAACAAAAAAUCAUUACCAUCAUAUAUACUUCAAAUUGCGUUUGCAUUACAGGAGAAAAUUGACCAUGAGGUAAAAACUAAGAAUGCACCCCUUACAACGAUUCUGAAAUCAACUGAAGAUAAAAAUGGGCCUAUUUAUUUACCAGAUGAGGAUGGAGUGAUGUCUGAAGCAAAGCAACUUUGCUUUGAUGAUUGCCAAUGGCUUGAGAAUGAUGAUGAUAACAUGCAUUGUGCACACAAAAACAUCCCACGUCAUGUUGCUAUAGGCCUAGGUGUUCAGACAAAAAGAGGAGAAAAGCUUAGAAAAUGUUCAAUGGGAAUUGGCUUUGGUCAAAAGGAAAAACUUACAAAUAGAAUCAAGAGAAUACUAGAAGGAUACCCCUGUGACCAGGAUGUCCUGAAAGAGCUCUUGCAAAAUGCAGAUGAUGCAAAGGCAACUGAAGUUCACUUUGUUUUAGAUCCCAGAACCCAUUCCACUAAGCGCAUCUUUGAGGAUUGUUGGCAGCCAUUGCAGGGACCAGCUUUGUGUGUUUACAACAAUAGUCCAUUUACACAAGCAGACAUAGAGGGUAUUCAGAAUCUAGGUCAGGGAAGCAAGAGUGAAGAUCCAAACAAAACAGGGCAGUAUGGGGUUGGUUUCAAUGCUGUAUAUCAUCUCACAGAUGCCCCAUCUUUCUUAACCAAAGGACAGGAAAUUGGAGAAACAUUGUGUGUCUUUGAUCCACAUUGUAUUUAUGUGCCAGGUGCUUCUAUUGCAGAGCCUGGAAUCCGUUAUGUUGACAUUCCAAAGUUAAGAAAGUCUUUCCCAGAUGUUUUUACAAGCUACUUGGAUAACAUGAGAGAAUCUUUUCCAAUGGAGGAAGCUACCUUGUUCCGAUUGCCCCUCAGGAAUGAAGACAUGGCCAGACAAUCCAAGAUAAAACCUAGACCUGUUACCAUUCCAGACAUGCAGUCCCUCAUGGAAACAUUCCGGGGCGAUUUAUUUCUGAUGAUGCUAUUUCUCAAUAACAUUAGGAAAAUAAGCAUCUCAGAAGUAAAUAUGGUCACUGGAAAGCUUCAGAACACAUACAGUGUUGAGGCCCGUCUCAGUGCUGAACAUACACAGGCACAGCAGUCCUUUCUACAGGAAAUGGUGAACAGCACAGAGAGACUGAAAACACAAGAACUGACAGUAGACCAGUUGCAUCCCAUCAAUGUUUCUUUCACAAUGUCCUUGGAAGACAACAAAGGCAGAUUGGAAACAUGGCUUAUCACCCAACAGUUUGGCUUUAGGUAUCCAAGCUCGAUUUCUACAACUUUAAAGAAAGCCCUUCGGUACAAAGAGUUGGGACUACUGCCACGUGGAGGGGUAGCAUAUCUGCUUCAACCUGAAAGUUUACCGACAGAGAAAUUUGACCUCCCAAAAAGCAGGUUAUUUUGCUUCCUGCCACUCCCACUGAUAACAAACCUCCCUGUUCAUAUCAAUGGUCACUUUGCACUGGAUCAUGAAGCCAGGAGAAACCUUUGGAUGGACAGUGAAAAUGCUGAUGUGAAAACUGAGUGGAACAACACAGUAAUGGAGCAAAUUGUUGCCCCUUGCUACACUAAUAUGCUUCAGCAAAACAAGGAGAUUAUCAUGGAAGAAGUCUCUGGAGGUGAUGAGAAUGAGAUAAGAAAAUCUUUGAGCCAGUAUUAUGAGCUCUUUCCUGAUAUCAAGCAUCAGGAGAAAUACACACGCUAUAUGUCUCAAAAAGUAUACCAGUUGACCAGCGAACUUCAUCUGAGGGUUCUUCCAGUUUUGCGUCAUGCAAGAGUGAAUGAGACGGGGUUUGAACUUGCGUGGUUUCCACCUACAGGAAGUGAAAAAAAUGGAGUAUUCUUUGACGAUUUAGAUAACCAGAUUCAGGAACCAGGACCUUGGUCCAGAGGGUCAUCAGUAAGGCAAAAACCAACCUCCAGUGAAAUUGUUAGAAGAAUUUUAUGUGAAAGCAAUUUCAAUCUUUCAUGUUGCCCAAUGUCAAUAUACAGAAAUUAUCAGGAUGCAGACGUCCAGGUGAAAACUGUUAGUCGAGAAGCUGUGCUUCAUUUUUUUCAAACCUACCAAAGACCUGACAGGCUGUGUUUCAUUUCAUGCUCAGAUCUUCCAGAAGACAUUGGAAAAACCAUCUUUGGAAAUGUAAGCAACCUUUGCACCAUGUUGGAGUUUUGCAAGAAAUCUGUCAAUUUUGUGCAGCUGCUUGAGGGCUCUCCAUUGCUUGCAACUGAGGACAAAAAGCUGAGGACCUUUAGUUCCGAAACACCUGUAUUUUGUUCACGUUUCUCGAACUUGCUGCCUUUGGAUGCUGCAUCUUUUUGUCAUAGGACAUUGGAAGAAAAAAUUUUUUGUACAUACCAAGAAAGGUCAAUUUUCAAAAAAUUUAAGGUACAUGAUCUUGCAAAAAGGCUACCAUCUGCCUUACCAGAAAGACUACGAAAUGGGGGUAUGAUUCAGUGGGAUUUGGAGGCUCCGUCAAAAGAGUGGAUCCAAUUACUGUGGACAUACUUUCACUCAGAGGCUGGUAGAGUUACUGAAGGCAACAAAAUUAUAUCUUUAUUGAAGCCACUUUCCCAUUGGUGUCUCUUGCCAGUAACUGUAGAGCAAUCUACAAAUGAGCUCUUUUUGCUUCAGAUGUCACGAGCCCGUGAAGUUAUAGACAGCUGUGGAUUCUUCCAUUACUUCCUCAGAAAUGGGGAAGGUGUCUUACAAAAGUUGGGUGUUCCACAGCUAGCCCAUGCUGUACUUCAAGGUUCUGGUAAGACCGCACGUGCUAUAAUUGGCAACCCUAGUGAUCCAAGUACCAUGGUCAGUGCAUUAGAAGGGGUAACCAAACAACACAAACUAGCAGGCAGACUAAAUGUACAAGAAUGUGAGGUUAUAUUAGGAUAUUUUUGUCAGAAUCUUGAAGUGAUGAAAAGCAAUCCUGAAUUGAAAUGGAAAUUGUGCAGUUUUCCUUUUUUCUUAACUGCGAAAGAUGAAAUUAUCAGCAUUGAAGGAAAAACCACUUAUGUUGCACCGAGCUCUAUCCCUAUAGAUGGCAUGCAGCUAAUAGAAGAAGGUGGUCAACAUUUGGCUUUCCUGAAACCCAAUGUAGUGUUACAGUCACUUUACACAUGGUUGGGCUGUAAAGUACUCUCCGAGUGUGAAAUGUACUGUGAUUUUAUAUUUCCAAUUUUUGAAAAUUUGUCAGAAGAAGGAAGGAUUCAACACUUGGAGUUCAUAUCCGUCAAAUUACGCCACAGAAUUUGUCAAGGUGAUUGGAACAGGCUGAUUAAUGAACUUUCUCUUGUGAAGUUGCUACCUGAUAGACGAAGUUCAGUUCCUGGCACCCUGGCAAAUGCAAGCGUUUUCUAUGAUCCUUACAACAAAGUAUUUAAAACUAUGCUUACAGACAGAGAUUUUCCAUCGGAGGCUUUUAGAUCCGAAGCAAUUUUACGUUUGAUGCGUGAGAUAGGUUUACAGCAACAAGUCACUCCAGAGAAGCUCAUUGGUUUUGCCAAAGACAUUGAAAGGGAGGCUAGUCUUGCAUGCAAAAGUAAAAAUAAGGCAGAAUUCAGUAAGAGAGAAAAGCAGGCACAUGUAGUAGUUACACAUCUUUUUUCGAGACAGAAUGUUGUAAAUGAUGAUCACUUAUUGGACAUUAUAAAAGAUGUGGCCUUUCUACCCCAAAUGAUUGCUCCAAGCAACCUUCAGAGGCUGUGCCCUCGUGGCAAUAUGGAUGGAGAAACAGUGAGACCUUUCAUCUGCUUCAAUGGCGCUGUCUCAUACAAGCAGGAACAUGAACAUUUGUCAUGGACAAGUGUUUCAUUCUUGGAACAUUGGGCAGAACCAAGGGACAGGAAGUUGUGUGAAAUCCUUGGAGUGAAAGAAAUCCCCUCCUUGGAACAGUAUGCUGGUUGUAAGGAGGUCUUCAAGCUAAUAGGCAGCACAGAUAGACCCUCCUUCUAUCAGUAUGCCAAUGUCUUGGAAAUGAUUCAUAAAGAUACCGAAGGGAAAAAACUGGAACCAAAUGAAAAGAAAACAGCAUUGAAAGCAAUGGGCUUUUUGUUUAAAAAACUUCACAGUGGGGAUGAAUGGCCAGAGCAGGUAAAACUGUUAUACUUGCUCACUUCUGCUGGGGAACUGAGGCAGUCCAAGGACAUUAUCUUCAUCAAUAACAUGUCCCAUUUUGACCGACUGCAGAAAUUUCCAUUGGAAGAACCCAUGCUUGCUCGCCCUUCUAAGGAAGAAUUUGGACUUGAGGUCCCAUCAUACAGCGAUGUUGCUGAAUGUUUGCCAGAAUGUUUGCGCCUUAGAUAUCUGACUGAUGUUGUCAAAGAGAAACUUCAAUCUGAACCAAACAUCAACAAACUUGCAGAGCAUCCUUUGAAAUGGAAGUUACAAUCAGAAAAUUUUUAUCAGGCAGUAUUGCGUCUCCUUCGUCAUGCUGGUAAAACACAAGGCUUCACUGUGAGUCAGCAGGACAGAGAUGAGCUACAAGAAAACAUUGAAAACAUCAAACUUCACUUUGUAACAGAGUUGACCACUGUUUUAGAAUACAAAGGAAAGGUUUUGUCUGGUAGCGAGAUAACACCAAUGUGCUUCUACCAAAAGGCCCAUUGUGGGCAACAGUCUCAUUGUUUUUAUUUAAAAAGCAAUUUUCAGAUGCGCAGCUUUUCACCCAGGUUUGUUGAAAUCUUAAACAGUUUAUCGAAAGGGAGACUGUCAACUUCCCUCCAUCACCUGUGCCAUAUCCUAGAUGAAACAGUUGAUGAGAUUUCAAGAUAUUUGGAUGAUCAGGGCAUUCCACCAGAUGAUUAUUGCUCAAGCACCAGUGUUCUACCCACCCCUGGCACUUACCUUCACAUAGAAGACCAGCAUCUGCUAUCUGAGAAUUUUCACCGCUUUGAAUGUGGUGAAUACGUAGGCUAUGAAGUAGAGGAUCCAUUGUUGAAGAGUCUUGAGGGCCUUCCGACAUACAUAUAUGCCAUUGUGCUAGAAGAGAUCAUGGAAGAUGCCGACUCUCAAACCUCAAAUGUGCUAAGGAGAUACAGAAUAAGAAUUGGGAGUGAAGAGGAUGAUGUCCUUGUUGUGACUGGAAAUGACCUGUACAAAUUUAAACGCACACGAAAAAAUAUCUCGAAUAAUGAUGCUUUUAAUGAUAAAACUCCAACUGAGGAUGACUUCUCUGCAACAUGUAUCGAGGACAUUUUGGAAGAUAUCAGAAAAAUACUGGAGGCUGCUUGGAAAACUUGA
Lingula anatina is the source of this 12432-nucleotide messenger RNA. RefSeq names its product sacsin. The record is from RefSeq and is a predicted model, not a curated record. Lineage: Eukaryota; Metazoa; Brachiopoda; Lingulata; Lingulida; Lingulidae. Gene Ontology annotation, molecular function: Hsp70 protein binding.